Colias croceus (clouded yellow) is the source of this 403-nucleotide messenger RNA. RefSeq lists its product as uncharacterized. NCBI's taxonomy places the organism in Eukaryota, Metazoa, Arthropoda, Insecta, Lepidoptera, Pieridae. The coding region runs from base 8 to 403 and encodes 131 amino acids. The record is from RefSeq and is a predicted model, not a curated record. The transcript has 4 exons.
AAGGGUGAUGCUGAGCAAAAUGACAAGAAAGCUGAGAAUUCUGACAUGCGCGGAAACGAUGAUGAUCGUCUUAGUAAGAGGCACGGCGAAAAGUGUACGCACCGCGGGCGCUCUGCGUCGCGCGCGGGUUCGGAGCCGGCGGACGCGUGCUGCAGACGUCGCCGUCGGCGCAGAAGGUCUUGUAGGUGUCGCCGACGCCGUCGCCGCAGCUGCCGUCGCCGACGUCGCCGCAGCCGCAGCCGCAGACGUCGCCGCAGCCGCAGCCGCCGACGUCGGCGACGCUCCAUGCGACGUCGGCGACGAAGACGACGCCGCAGACGUUGACGUUACCCUACCGCCUACCGACUGUGCCGUACCGGACUUUGGAUUUUUUGAAUUGUUGUUAAUAAAUUUGCGAUGUUAG